GUGCCUGGUUGGGUCAGCCCUGGACGCGUUACCGUACUCAUGGCUGUGUGGACCUUUGGGGGCCGCCUUGGCCUGCGCCGGCGUCUCGGCGGGUGCAGGCUGCUGUGUUCCCGUUUCCAGAGCUUUGGCCCUCAGGGUGGGGAAGACGGGGACAGACCGCAGCCAUCCUCGAAGGCAGCCAAGGUCCCCAAGAUUUACACCAAGACAGGAGACAAAGGGCUUUCCAGCACCUUCACGGGAGAAAGAAGACCUAAAGACGAUCAAGUAUUUGAAGCUUUGGGGACCACGGAUGAACUAAGCUCGGCUAUUGGGUUUGCCAUGGAGUUGAUCACAGAAAAAGGCCACACGUUUGCCGAAGAACUUCAGAAGAUCCAGUGCACUCUGCAGGACGUCGGCUCCGCCCUGGCCACUCCACAUUCCUCAGCCAGGGAGGCUCACUUAAAGCACACGGCUUUCCAGGAAGAGCCUAUCUUGGAGCUGGAACAGUGGAUUGACAAGUACACCAGCCAGCUCCCCCCACUCACGGCUUUCAUUCUCCCUUCUGGAGGCAAGAGCAGUUCUGCCCUGCACUUCUGUCGGGCUGUGUGCCGCCGGGCUGAACGACGCGUGGUGCCCCUUGUCCAGAUGGGAGAAACGGACGCAAAUGUGGCAAAGUUCUUGAACAGACUCAGCGAUUACCUUUUCACGGUAGCCAGGUAUGCAGCCAUGAAGGAGGGCAGCCAGGAGAAAAUAUACAAGAAGCGUGAUGAGUGAGGCGUGAAGACAUGGUGGGCCAGUGGUCAGCUCCAGACAGUCAUGCUGAGAGCGGAAGCAGGCAUGAGCUACAGACCCAGCAUCGCCUGCCUUGUGCCCAGCCCCCUGCCCUCAGGGACCUCUGAGACUCCUGGCUUAUCACUUCAACUGAGUUCCAAACGGCAGGAAGCAAGGUGCACUGGAGGCUACAAAGGGGACGGCGGGCCACUUGGAUUUGAGAAUGAACGUGG
Messenger RNA from Rattus rattus (black rat), 983 nucleotides. RefSeq names its product metabolism of cobalamin associated B (gene Mmab). The record is from RefSeq and is a predicted model, not a curated record. The coding region runs from base 40 to 753 and encodes 237 amino acids. The transcript has 9 exons. NCBI's taxonomy places the organism in Eukaryota, Metazoa, Chordata, Mammalia, Rodentia, Muridae. Gene Ontology annotation, molecular function: corrinoid adenosyltransferase activity.